AUGGCAAGUCAUUCCUUAGCUCCUAUAAAACCGUUAAUAUUGACUCGAACCGUAGAAGCGUGGUCAGAUCGACCUUACAUAUCAGAGGCCGUUCCCAUCCCCGCUACAGUUGUACAUCAGCCAGCUAUGGCAGCACCUUAUACGCCCAAGAAAGACGGUCCCGAAGUCACCCAAAAGAAGAUAGACCAUGUUUUUGUGGACUACGAACCCUUCUUCCAUAGGCUCAUGUACCAUCGACUAUCUGAUGACUACAGUGGCGGCGAAGCAUCACUCUUCAUGCAGGAUGCGUUAGAGUUGGAUUCUGAAGCCCUUAAUCAUCGGGUCGCUGGUACCUUCGUCCAGGGUCAGAUCACGGUAAUCAACGGUAGUUCGGGAAGCGGAAAGAGUCUUACGUGUGCAAAAGGCCUUUUGAAAUUUGGCGGCAUCCCUUUAACCUGUCCGAUUGGAGCAUACGGUGCGUUGUCCGACGAAGCCAACGCGGGCCGUGGCUCUCAUGACAUGCGGGCCGCGGUAGAGCACCUGGAACAGCGGAGCCAAUUCAAGCAGAUCACCGCCGAUCCUGAGCAGGAAGCUACUAACCGUCGUCUUGUCAAGGAAUCCUGCAUGUGCCUGCUUGCUAGUCACCUCUUGGUCAUACGCAAAAUUCUUUGCAGCCAACCGCACGACCUGUCUUGCGAGAAGCGGAAGGAGGAAUGUGGUAUUUUUCAGCUGGAUGCGAUGUUCUUUCGCCCGACUCCGGGGGGCCAGGACAUUUUUCAGCGUCUAUUCAAAGUGCUCCAACGUGCCCCACACGACGUCGUCGAGGACUUCGUGGAGAAUGACUGGGAGUAUGUCGAUUGUCACUACCCGGAUGUCGUCAAGGACUUUUCGCUGUGGGUUGACGAGGCACAGGCCUUGGCAUCUAAGUUCGACUCUGGCGCGCACUUUCUCUCCACCACCAAGCCCAAAAAGCCUCGACCGCUUCUGACCCCGGUGGUAGAAAUCUUCAUGGAGCGCAAAAUAUUCAAAAGAUGUGUGAUCUCUGGGAUCAGCGUGUCGCCGCAAAUCUUCAAUGUCGCCCUUCAGUCUUCGACGGCUCGUUUGAACUCGCGUAUCGUGGAACUCACUAUAGCAGACGGAUUUUUGGACAAGGAGGAGCAACGGCGCUAUAUAGUACACAAGCUCCGGCCCUGGGCUGACGAGAUUGGUAUUUCCGAGGAAUCCUUCGACUACCUCGUCCUUCGCAUGACCAUCAUACUUCGUGGUCGAUAUCGGCUCACGGCGUUUUGUUCCGAACAGAUUUUGCGCACAGGAACAAAAUCUCCUCACCGAUUCGUCACCGCAGUCGUUCUGGCACUGGGAAACUUUGUUCUUACGGAUGGUGGAAAGUUUGAGUCUGCUGAGUCUGCCCUAUCAAAGAGAGAGGAAGACGCGAUAAAAGCUGCCGGCCAAAUGAUCGACUGGGACAUGUUCGAGGAGUUCGAUCAGGACACCAAACGUAGUGUUUUCGAGAUGGUGACGCGCUUUCUUAUGCAAGGUCUGUAUACUGCACUGGACGGCAAUCAGAGGAAGUUAAUCGAGGUCGGCAUUGGCCACCUCACCGUCGCCGAGAGCAUCUCCCCCCGCGUUGUCCCCGAAGGGCCAGUGAUCUCCACCAACAAUGCUGCCCCCGACGACGGUGCCGACGAAGACAACGACAGCGACAACGACAGCGACGACAUUGACGAUAACGACGACAGUGACGACGACGACGACGACAACGGCGAUACCACCAGUGAACCCCCCCUGAUCGUCAACGCCACCACCGACGCCAAAGAUCCCUCUGGGGCAGGCGCUGCGUAUCUGACCGAGCUCUUGACCGUUAGCGCGGUAAUGGCCAAGUACCCCGAGAGGGUGGCUGACACCCUGUUGCAAGGCAUGCGUCUUGGACUCAACAACAGCAUGAACGGCUUCGCCUACGAACCCCAGAUCUCAUACGUGGCAGCUAAAGUUCACGGCCACCGGGAUAAGUUCACGAGCUUGGGAAACCUCUAUCAAUUUCACGCGGAAGUUGCGUUUAUGGCGGAUCUUCAAGUCCAGCUCGUUGCCAUGUUCAAAGGGCCAGAUGGUAAGUGGCGCGCCACCCAAGCUGGUCCCGGUUUCGGACCUUCCCCCCAGAUGGGCUAUAAGGUCAACUCCCCCAAGGAAUUCCUAGAGCAUUUGGAUGAUGGUGGGGCAACAUGCAUCGUCAAUCCCGAUGUUUAUCAUGGCGGAGAUCACAUCAGGUGGUACAAGGUCUUAGGGAGCAAGCACUAUAUUAUGGUCGUGGACCAAGCCAAGCUCUCCGCCGGGAAGGAUGGCGAAUUUCGGCCGGAAAUGCUGAAGAAGGCUCUGCGAGCUAACGACCCCAGAAGAUACUACAAAACCAAGGGUCCAUCAAAGAAGAGGAAGUGGCUCGUCAAGGAGGGCAAGAAGAUCCUCAAAUGUUUUGAGGAGAUGCGGAAGGCAGAAGACAUCGAUUCAAACAACAAGUAUGACCCGGCCCUUCUGCCACCAGGGCUCACAGAGGAGAAUUUUCCCCACACCAUCUGUGGUUUUGCGCUCACAGGAACGGACCAGCCUCCCGCAGGGUUCGUAUCUGAGAUGCACAGAGUCUUGAACCGUCCCGGCCAGGUUCCAGCUUUGAUGUUGGAAGAGCCUUUCGAAGAGCUCUUUGGCACGUCUUGGCGGUUUGCGACCACCGCCCAAAACAGGGCCACUCGUCCGGUGGGGAGAAUGUAG
Molecule: messenger RNA, 2739 nt
Organism: Stereum hirsutum FP-91666 SS1
Lineage: Eukaryota; Fungi; Basidiomycota; Agaricomycetes; Russulales; Stereaceae
Exons: 7
Coding region: 1-2739 (912 amino acids)
Source: RefSeq, a predicted model, not a curated record